ACAUACACUAGUUGUUGUAUUUCAGCAGUUUAGUUUUAAGAAACAGGACAGGACUCCUCCCUUCUACUGUGAUUUUUGUGAAGCUUCUUCGAAACAGCUACACCAUCAUGAGAGUUUGACUUUGAUACUGGUUGGGUUUGGAUACAAAGGAACCUGUUUCUGUUUCUACUCUCUUUCAAACUCAAGUCAAAGUGACGGGGGACCGUUGCAGUGGUCUCGUCUGGUGCAACCGUCACCGCCGGCAGUCGUAGGCCGUGGAAAGUUACAGAGUGGCCGGUGUAGUUGAGCUGCCAGCAGGACCAACAGACUCGGAAGAACAGCAAGGCGUAGGGUGGAUUGGAAUGAAAGUUUGAAAGACGAGUCCCAACAAACAUUGAAAGCAAUGAAGAUAACGUGAAGUUUCGUUGUCCACGUAACCAUCAGGCAAACCUGCUGCUCCCCAACCCCCUUCGUCAAAGAUGUCGCAGACAGCACAGACACCCUCGGUUCUCAGCCUUCUGUUGCAGACUGAGUUCAACACGACGACGCUGGUGCCCCCGGUCACACAGACGCCGACCAACCCAGCGCCAGAGUUACCGUGUGAUGGCAUCAAAUAUGACUAUGAAAUCCCGACGGCUGUCGUGUGUGGAAUGUGCUUCAUAUUCGGCAUCGUCUUCACAUUUUUCGGUUAUAGAUGCUUCAAAGCCAUCAUGUUCCUCGUUGGUUUCAUCUUAGCUUCCAUCAUCAUCUUCCUUGUCUGUAUAGAAGAAAGCUCCCUCUCUAUUGGGGCUAAUGUGGGCAUCUCCAUCGGUGCGGGCGUGGCCUGCGGCUUGGCCACCAUGCUCUUCACCCUCUUUGGUCUCUUCAUGUCGGGCUUCCAAAUGGGCAUCUUCAUCUCGGCAGCCAUCCUGAUCGCCAUCGAGCGCUUCUACCACCCGGACAUCAUCUGGAUCCCGCUAUCGAUAACGUUCGGGAUUGGCACCAUCUGCGGACUGCUCACGGUGAAGUGGCAGCGGCAUCUAUUCAUUCUGGCUACGAGCGUCAUAGGGGGUGCUAUCGUCACGACGUGCGCGGACUAUUUCCUGGAGUUGUUCCGGAUGGUGCAGUACGUCUACGAUCGGUUCCUUGUGAAGGAAUCGCAGGAACUGUGCUGGUACAGCUGGCUGAUUCUGGGAACGUGGCCGGUCAUUACUACACUAGGGAUUAUCAUUCAGUAUAAAGUUACAUCCAGGGGGUUCAACCAUAAAGAUGGUCAUAAAAAGAUCAAAUCUCAGCAUGUAGAGCUACACAAGCUCAAAAAGAGGAAGCCCCCUAAAGAUCGGGACGAAGUACGACUACAAAAAUAUCAAAAUCUUUACCGGGUACGGAGGUGCAAUGGGGAUGUCGUUGCAGUGAGUUACUUUCAGAGCAUCCAGAAUCAUCUAUCACCCGAAAUGCAACGCAUCGCGUCCACGACACACCUACCCCCAGAGCCAGUCGUUAUACCGCCCCCUAUCCCACCAAUCCCUCCGCCUCCAGAGAUGACCACCACGUUGCUUAGCAACGCGUCAACAACCAUAACAACUCUAGGUCCCGUCACUCAUAUCAAUGAUGCUGAUAUUGCUGAUGUUUGAGCCUUUCAGGUUUUUGCGCGAGUACAGUAAAACUCGCUUACUGCAUUCUUUUGCUAAGCAAAACUGGGAUCCAGUUGUAAGCAAUUAGCUGGUUAGCUUUUUGUGCUAAGCAAGAACUUUUGGUGUUUGGCAGUUUUAUGAAAUCGGGUUCGGUUCAGAAAACUGCCUCUAAAUUUAAAGUCUGGCCACGGCCACGCUGGAGGGUCGUGAUUGAGUUUCCUUGACCGAAAGAAACAAAACUGGAAAAACUCCAAGCAUUUUGGGGCUUGGCUCCUAACAUAAACUUGGUACAUUUAUUUAUGCCUAAGCCAAGACUUUGGGAUAAGCAUGAAAAACAUCAUACCUGCCAAAAACUUGUACACUUUUGUAUGUCCAUUUAACUGGUAACCAAUGAAACCUAAACUAAGCAAACUUUCUUGUUGUAUCUAGCAUUUUCAUUUGGGAAUUUCAUUUCUUAUUCGCCCUUUGCAAUGGAAAAAAAACGAUAAAAAUUUAAUGGAAUUUUUAACAAACAAAACGAAUGUUUUUCACCUCGGAAGGAUGUUGAACAUUAAAAAAAAUUAGCGUCAAUUGGCGCAAUCAAAUCAGAGGGAGAUUUCUGAUGAAUAGAAUCUUCGAUCGUGAUCUGAUCGAGAUUAAAGUCUUUGACUGAUAAUGGAGAUAGAUUCUUGGUGUGAUGGUAAAAGUAGGAAAUGAAGGACGUUAUCAGCGUUUCCAAUCGACUCUCGGCUGUCGCUAGAGUUUCAGUGAAACAGAUGUACAGGAAACAUAACAUCAAUUUCAAAGAUAUUAUCUUUAUUUCUUGGCGAAAUUCAGAAAGAACGGAGUGCUUUAUAAAAGUUGAUGAGCAAAUGGAAAACUCAAGUUGGUUUUUAACAAAAAGGUUACUUGAAAAUACCAAUCAUCAAAGGAAUAAUUUGUUUGAUUGGACCUAUAACACGGUGCUACUGUCAAGUUCCUAGUAUCUGUUAGUAGCAAUGAAUACUGAUUGUCAUUAUCCGGAAGGGGAACCAUACUAUUUUUACCCCAGCCUCAUUUUGGUCUACCAGGGCAUUUUCCCAAACCUUGGCGUGGGCUCCGUAAUGGCUUGGACUUUGUCAUAAGUAUGGCGUGUCCAUUGAACAGAGCCCGGAGACAAAGUCUAAAUCGGAAUUUGGAAAAUGCCUUGAAUUGAAAUGACAUCAACUUUGGCCAGAGAUUUUGAGGUCUGCUUUUAAAGGCACUGGACAUGUUUGGUAAUUACUCAAAAUAUAUUUAGCAUAACAACUUACUUGGUAAUGAGCA
Asterias rubens (European starfish) is the source of this 2876-nucleotide messenger RNA. RefSeq names its product transmembrane protein 198-like. The coding region runs from base 459 to 1592 and encodes 377 amino acids. NCBI's taxonomy places the organism in Eukaryota, Metazoa, Echinodermata, Asteroidea, Forcipulatida, Asteriidae. Gene Ontology annotation, cellular component: plasma membrane. The transcript has 5 exons. The record is from RefSeq and is a predicted model, not a curated record.